AUGUUUUCGGCCUUCAAGACACUAACAGGUCAAACAGUGACAGUCGAACUAAAGAAUGACCUUGCCAUUCAAGGCACGCUGAAGAGUGUGGAUCAGUUCUUGAACUUUAAGCUGGACGACAUCAAGGUGUUGGACGAGGCCCGUUACCCUCAUAUGAUGGCCGUUAAAUCCACAUUUAUUCGUGGUUCUGUCGUGCGCUGUGUGCAUAUCCCCGCAGAAGCGGUUGAUACCCAGCUUUUGGAAGAUGCUACACGGCGAGGUAAGUGGUGA
Molecule: messenger RNA, 270 nt
Organism: Malassezia sympodialis ATCC 42132
Lineage: Eukaryota; Fungi; Basidiomycota; Malasseziomycetes; Malasseziales; Malasseziaceae
Gene: LSM2
Product: Sm-like protein LSM2
Biological process (GO): mRNA splicing, via spliceosome
Cellular component (GO): U4/U6 x U5 tri-snRNP complex; precatalytic spliceosome; P-body
Molecular function (GO): RNA binding
Source: RefSeq, a predicted model, not a curated record